This is a messenger RNA of Dreissena polymorpha, 1516 nucleotides long. Its product is annotated as dipeptidase 1-like. Gene Ontology annotation, biological process: proteolysis. NCBI's taxonomy places the organism in Eukaryota, Metazoa, Mollusca, Bivalvia, Myida, Dreissenidae. Gene Ontology annotation, molecular function: metallodipeptidase activity. The coding region runs from base 171 to 1445 and encodes 424 amino acids. The transcript is spliced from 12 exons. The record is from RefSeq and is a predicted model, not a curated record.
AUCAAUAGUGACAUUACACCUGAAAGAUAUGGUGUGUGAGUUUGCUCACCUGCUUAUCGUCGACACAAUUCUUCUGCGGUUUGACUAAUGCAGUAAGCGGCAAUCCUCCGGUAUAUUAACACCAUAGGAACAGAUAAAUAUUCAGACACGGACCAAUAAUAACGGACAGAAUGCUGCAAGCUUUGCUGAUCAUACUAAUUGCGAGCCAAAUAUCCUGUCAUCCACUCAAUACAAGAUUUGUGCUUGGCGCCACUAAUGCAACCAUCGAGCACAUAGCGCGUUGUGCUCUACGCAAGAACUCUACAAACAUACAUCUGGAUCGAGCAAGAUGUGUACUGGAAUCAUAUCCUCUCAUUGACGGUCAUAAUGACCUGGCUGCACUGUAUGGCAUUUUCGCCAAUGACUCCGUGUACAGCGUAGAUCUCAACUCUGACAUGUCGUUCGUCUGGAACCAUAGUUACUCGCGGGUGGACAUCCCUAAGCUUCGUAUGGGACUCCUGGGUGGUCAGUUUUGGUCGUGCUGGGUUCCAUGUGACGCACAAUAUCGUGACGCUGUUCGCAUGACGUUGGAGCAACUUGACGUCAUCAAACGAUUUAUCAACUACUACCCUGGAACGUUUCAAUUUGUCGACACAUCUGAUGAUGUAUUGAAGUCCUUCCAUGCGGGGAAGAUAGCGAGUAUGAUAGGCCUUGAAGGCGGUCACUCCAUCGACAGCAGUUUGGGAGCACUGCGCAUGUACUAUGAGUUGGGUGUGCGCUACAUGACCGUAACCCACAGCUGUAACACUCCAUGGGCUGAUAACUGGAUGGUUGAUGAGCCCACUUACAACGGGACGGUCUUGAACGGUUUAACACCUUUCGGAAAGACAGUGAUCCUGGAGAUGAACCGCCUGGGAAUGAUUGUAGAUCUCGCGCACGUGGCCAAGAAGACCAUGUUGGACGUACUCAAUGUGACACGUGCUCCGGUUCUGUUCACGCACUCCUCCGUGUUCAGCCUGUGUAACCACCACAGAAACGUGCAGGAUGACGUACUGCUCAAGACGAAAGCAAACGGUGGAGUUGUUAUGGUCAAUUUCUACACGUUCUUUGUUACGUGCUCACCAAAUUACAAAACCGAAGCUACACUUUCUGACGUCGCAGAUCAUAUAGAAUACAUCAAAGACCUGAUUGGUGUCGACCACGUGGGUAUAGGGUCGGACUAUGAUGGCGCAGACAUGUUCCCUGUAGGCUUGGAGAAUGUCUCUUUCUAUCCUGAGCUCUUUGCCGAGCUGGUGGAACGAGGCUGGAGUGACAUUGACCUGCAAAAGUUGGCGGGAAGAAAUGUCAUUCGCGUGUUCCAUGAAGUGGAGAAGGUUCGAGACAGCAUGAAGUCAAUUGAUCCAAUUGAAGACCAUCUUGACCCGUCAGAGCAGGUCGACCGGAAAUGCCGAACUACGUGGUACUAAGGAACAAUCUCAUAGAUUUUGCGAUACAUAUCUUCAGAAAUACCAAAUAUAAUAAAUUCUUGUCAAAUGUG